CAAACUUUAAACCCCUAUAAAUCAAGAAAGAAGAAAGAGAAGAAGAAUCAACAAAAAACCAGAAGCAAUCAAUGUCUUAUUCUUCCCUCAGAUUGCCAGUCUUUCUCAUUCUCUCAUCUCUUCUCCAUGCCGCUUUAGGGGAAGAAAUCAUUUGCGAGAAUCUGCCCACUAGUAUGUGCGCGUUCUCGAUAUCGGCUUCCGGAAAAAGAUGUUUAUUGGAGACAGCUAACGUCGCCGGAGAAUACACUUGCCGGACUUCCGUGGUGGAGGUUGAAGGAAUUGUAGACCACGUGGAGAGCUAUGAGUGUGUAGCCGCUUGUGGUGUUGAUCGGAAAACCGUAGGGAUCUCAUCGGACGCAAUGAUGGAGGCAGGAUUCGCCACUAAGCUUUGCUCUCCGGCUUGUUUAGAUUAUUGCCCUAACAUUCUUGAUCUUUUUUUCAAUCUCGCCGCCGGUGAAGGUAAGAUCUUGAGCUUCUUCUUUUUAGUCUUCAUGCAUACAGCAUAAGUUGACAUUUUUUUGGUAUUCUGAUGAAACAUUAGAAUUUUUGAGAAUAAGGGCCAUGCUUUAU
This is a messenger RNA of Raphanus sativus (radish), 570 nucleotides long. RefSeq lists its product as uncharacterized. NCBI's taxonomy places the organism in Eukaryota, Viridiplantae, Streptophyta, Magnoliopsida, Brassicales, Brassicaceae. The record is from RefSeq and is a predicted model, not a curated record. The coding region runs from base 72 to 506 and encodes 144 amino acids. The transcript has 2 exons.